This is a messenger RNA of Vitis vinifera (wine grape), 372 nucleotides long. Its product is annotated as ATP-dependent RNA helicase DOB1-like. The transcript has a single exon. The record is from RefSeq and is a predicted model, not a curated record. Bases 1 to 372 code for a protein of 123 amino acids. NCBI's taxonomy places the organism in Eukaryota, Viridiplantae, Streptophyta, Magnoliopsida, Vitales, Vitaceae.
AUGACUGGUGAUGUCACGCUCUUGCCUGAGGCUAGUUGCUUGGUCAUGACCACGAAGAUUUUGGGAGGAAUGCCAUAUAGGGUUCUUGAGGUUUUGAAGGAAGUUACCUGGGUCAUUUUUUAUGAAAUUCAUUAUAUGAAGGACCGUGAAGAAGAUCACUUAUCAACAGUAAUACCAGCUGAUAAGUCUAGAGCAAUAAUUAUUCACCCGCUCGCGAAGAAGCUUACCCAAAGAAUUCCAUGCAAGUUGCAUGGCCACCUUAGUGUGCACGCGACCAGUUCUUGCCCAUCUCCAGCUUUGGUACCAUUGGCAUCUGCUCUAUUGGGUUCCAGGAAUAGCAUGCAACCAGUGCUCGUGACGUCCCAGGCCUAG